CUUCCUCCCGGCACAGAAGGCCUCCCCCUCUCACCAGGGCCCUCGCCCGCUGGUCCGCCAGGCCCCGCCUUUUUUGCGGCCCCCAUUGUGCUGCUGGACCCGACGAGCAGUGUUGACAGUGAACCCCACGUAGACGCGGCCCCGGUACCGGGGGUUCAGGCAGUAGAGCAGGUAGACGCCGAAAAAGCGCCCUGGCCUCGCCGCGACCCCCGCGGGACCCAUCGGGCCUUGGGGUUCGGGAACCACAGCAGGGGGUUGAUUGCCGUGACCUAGGGUCCAGGGGAGGGCUGGAUCGCUAGGGCUGCAGGGUGCUUGCUUCGGAACAAGCUCUCGGGGACUAUCCGGAGGCAGCCUGCAGGAAGCCGUAGCGCCGGUACGUGCCCCUCUCCUGUCUGGAGGCGGGUGUAGAAGUCCGACCGCGGAAGCCAGACUGCUGUCCAGUCGGCGAGCGCGUACCAUUCAGCAUCGGCUCCGCCCGAGUCCCACCUUCCUCAGGCUCUGAUUGGCUGACACAUGGCAAGCGCGAAAAGCCUGGACCGCUGGAAAGCCCGGCUGCUUGAGGGCGGAAGUACUGCGUUGACGUACGCCUUAGUAAGGGCGGAAGUGAGUUUUCCAGCGGAAGUGGCUCCUGUAAGGCAGCAAGGUAGCGUGGCCGGCGCCCGAGCUGGGGUUGUGUCCCUGCUGGGCUGCCGUUCCAGCUGGACUGCCGCCAUGGAACUCAGCGCCGAAUACCUCCGCGAGAAGCUGCAGCGGGACCUGGAGGCGGAGCAUGUGGAGGUGGAGGACACGACCCUCAACCGUUGCUCCUGUAGCUUCCGAGUCCUGGUGGUGUCGGCCAAGUUCGAGGGGAAACCGCUGCUUCAGAGACACAGGUUCUGUACAGAGUAAUGAGAUGUGUGACGGCUGCAAACCAGGUGUUUUUUUCUGAGGCUGUGUUGACAGCUGCUAAUGAGUGUGUUGGUGUUUUGCUCGGCAGCUUGGAUCCUAGCAUGACUAUACAUUGUGACAUGGUCAUUACAUAUGGAUUAGACCAACUGGAGAAUUGCCAGACUUGUGGUACCGAUUAUAUCAUCUCAGUCUUGAAUUUACUCACGCUGAUUGUUGAACAGAUAAAUACGAAACUGCCAUCAUCAUUUGUAGAAAAACUGUUUAUACCAUCAUCUAAACUACUAUUCUUGCGUUAUCAUAAAGAAAAAGAGGUUGUUGCUGUAGCCCAUGCUGUUUAUCAAGCAAUGCUCAGCUUGAAGAAUAUUCCUGUUUUGGAGACUGCCUAUAAGUUAAUAUUGGGAGAAAUGACUUGUGCCCUAAACAACCUCCUGCACAGUCUGCAACUUCCUGAGGCCUGUUCUGAAAUAAAACAUGAGGCUUUUAAGAAUCAUGUGUUCAAUGUAGACAAUGCAAAAUUUGUAGUUAAAUUUGACCUCAGUGCCCUGACUACAAUUGGAAAUGCCAAAAACUCGAGUCUUUAAUUGUAAUGACUUUGUUUUAUCCACAGUUAAGCCUUUUCUCAUUACAUAUUUAUGUAUUUCACUGUCAUGUCAACAUGUCUGCAGAAUCACUGUAUGUAACAAACAGCCAUAUUUAAGACAUGCCUGGAUAAAUAAAAUUGGUAGGAAUGUUUUCUUGCCAUUAUAUUUAACGUUUCUUCUUUUUCCUUGACAAAUCUUGAUAAGUUUUUUUAUAUUAGUUUUAUUUUCUAGAAAACGUCUUAUGAAUUUCUCCCAUUUGCUCUAGCAUGCUUAUAGAAAAUGUCAGUGUUUCUUACAGCUCAAAUUUGUAUAGUUGUUUUAAAAUGCGGUCUCUUUCUUCUUCCCCUGGUACUUUUUUCUUUCUGUCUACUGAAGUUAGUUCUUAUACAUGGUCUUAUAUUUUGGCUGUCUUUUUUUCCCUAGGAACAUUCAUACAGGUUGAAUAUUCCUUAUCUGAAAUACUUGGGACUGGAAGUGUUUUUGAUUUUGGAGUUUGGAAUACUUUUUUUUUUUU
Molecule: messenger RNA, 1983 nt
Organism: Homo sapiens (human)
Lineage: Eukaryota; Metazoa; Chordata; Mammalia; Primates; Hominidae
Gene: BOLA2-SMG1P6
Product: BOLA2-SMG1P6 readthrough
Exons: 5
Coding region: 888-1469 (193 amino acids)
Source: RefSeq, marked validated